Messenger RNA from Coturnix japonica (Japanese quail), 6677 nucleotides. RefSeq names its product POU class 6 homeobox 2 (gene POU6F2). Gene Ontology annotation, biological process: regulation of transcription by RNA polymerase II. Gene Ontology annotation, molecular function: RNA polymerase II cis-regulatory region sequence-specific DNA binding; DNA-binding transcription factor activity, RNA polymerase II-specific. The record is from RefSeq and is a predicted model, not a curated record. Lineage: Eukaryota; Metazoa; Chordata; Aves; Galliformes; Phasianidae.
UUAAACACUGCCACAAUCUGAAAGGUCCAGGUGGUCUGCUCGUGCUUCCUAAUGCAAUCCAGCACAACAGCUUUAAUAAACAGUUCUAUUUAGUUCUCCCUCCCUGUAUCCAGGGAAGGGAACUGGUCUGGGGCUGCUGUGAUGAAAUGCCAGAAGAAUAUCUCUCAAAGGCCUCACAAGCUGAUUUUUAGAGCUUUUCCAUUUUGUCGUCUUUGUCUUCCAAAUGGGAUCCAAUGAUAGCUGGACAAGUCAGUAAGCCCUUGCUGUCACUGCGGAGUGAAAUGAAUGCAGAGUUGAGAGGUGAGGACAAGGCAGCUACUUCAGACAACGAGCUGAAUGAGCCCCUGCUUGCGCCUGUGGAAUCAAAUGACAGCGAGGACACUCCCAGCAAGCUCUUCGAGGCCAGAGGAAACACAUUGCUGUCUGAUACAAGUCCAGGUGACCAGCACCAACCCAGUCAGUCCCAUCCUUCAUUCCCUGUUGGGCCUCAGCCAUUACUGACAGCCCAACAGUUAGCCUCAGCAGUAGCAGGGGUGAUGCCAGGAGGCACUCCGGCCCUGAAUCAACCGAUUCUUAUUCCUUUCAACAUGGCUGGGCAGCUGGGAGGCCAACAAGGACUGGUCCUAACUCUACCUACAGCAAAUCUUACAAACAUCCAAGGACUGGUAGCAGCAGCUGCAGCAGGAGGCAUUAUGACUUUGCCAUUGCAAAAUCUACAAGCUACCUCAUCCCUGAACUCACAGCUUCAACAGCUUCAGCAUCUUCAGCAGCUCCAACAUCAACAGCAGCAGCAGCAGCAGCAAGGGCAGCAGCAGCAGCAGCAAAGCCAGCAGCAGCAGCAACAGACUCAACAGACACAGACUCCACAGCCACCUCAGCAGACCCAGCAGCCACAGCCACAGCCAUCAGCGCCUCCACAGCAGAACCAAACACAGCCCCAGAGCCAGAGUCAGCAGCCUUCAGUCCCACAGUCCUCCAGUUCCCCUCAGAAACCAAGCCAGUCACCAGGACAUGGCCUUCCAUCUCCUCUUACUUCACCAAAUCCCUUGCAGCUGGUUAACAAUCCACUAGCAAGUCAAGCAGCAGCGGCUGCAGCAGCAGCAGCCAUGGGCUCGAUAGCAAGCUCCCAGGCCUUUGGCAAUGCCCUCUCCAGUCUUCAGGGGGUCACAGGUCAACUCGUCACUAAUGCACAAGGACAGAUUAUUGGAACAAUCCCACUGAUGCCUAAUCCAGUCCCCUCCAGCCAGGCAGCUGGUGGAGCUCAGGGCCUUCAGGUGCAGCCAAUAACUCCACAGUUACUGACGAAUGCCCAGGGUCAGAUCAUCGCUACCGUCAUCGGCAACCAGAUACUCCCAGUGAUCAAUACCCAGGGAAUAACGCUAUCACCACUUAAACCAGGCCAACAGCUCCAUCAGCCCUCCCAGACGCAAGUGGGACAAGCAGCCUCACAGUCCAAUCUCCUGCAUUUGGCUCACAGUCAAGCAUCUAUGUCUCAAAGCCCAGUUCGUCAGGCUUCCUCUUCUUCCUCCUCAUCCUCCUCUUCUUCAGCUUUGAGUGUUGGCCAGUUAGUCAGCAAUCCUCAGACAGCCACUGGAGAAGUGGAUGGGGUGAAUCUGGAAGAAAUCCGAGAGUUUGCCAAAGCUUUUAAAAUCCGGCGCCUGUCCCUUGGCCUGACCCAGACUCAAGUUGGCCAAGCCCUAAGCGCUACCGAAGGCCCAGCUUAUAGCCAGUCUGCCAUCUGCAGACACACCAUCCUGAGAAGCCACUUUUUCCUACCACAGGAAGCCCAAGAGAACACUAUAGCUAGCAGUCUGACAGCCAAACUGAACCCUGGCCUUUUGUAUCCUGCCAGGUUUGAAAAGCUGGACAUCACCCCUAAAAGCGCCCAGAAGCUGAAGCCGGUGCUUGAGCGGUGGAUGGCUGAGGCUGAGGCCCGCCAUCGAGCAGGUAUGCAGAACCUUACCGAGUUUAUCGGAAGUGAACCAUCCAAAAAGCGCAAGAGGCGUACUUCAUUCACGCCACAAGCCCUAGAGAUCUUGAAUGCUCACUUUGAGAAGAACACGCACCCCUCUGGGCAAGAAAUGACAGAGAUUGCAGAGAAACUGAACUAUGACCGGGAAGUAGUUAGAGUUUGGUUCUGCAAUAAGAGGCAAGCACUGAAGAACACAAUUAAGCGUUUGAAACAGCAUGAGCCUGCGACAGCAGUUCCUAUGGAGCCAUUAACAGACUCACUGGAAGAAAACUCCUAAAAGCAAAACAAAAUAAAACUACACACAAAACAAAAACCCUGCACAGACAGAAAGCUAACCAUUCGAACUCUGUGAAAAUACCUGUUCAUCACCCUUGUAAGUAAAAGACUGAGAAAACUACGAGAAGGACAGAACAGUUUAUAAAUGUCCGUGAGUUUUCCUAUAUAAAAACAGAACAAAGAACUGCACAACACUUAGCGUUUGUGUCGUAGAAUUAGUUUCCCCCCAAAAAAGAAAAAGCCAGUUUGUUUUUCUAAAGGGACUUAAAGUAAACCAAAUAACUGCUGACUUUUUUUCUGUAUAUUAUGAAAAUGUGAACACAUUUUAAGGAGAAAAAAAAAAAAAAGAAAAAGAAAGAAAAAAAAAAAGAAAAAAAGAAAGAAAACACACACAAAAAAAGUAAAUAAAAAUAAAAAACUUUUAUCUGUUGAAAAGAGAAUACAAGCCUGCCACCUGGAGGAGUGAUUGUAGCCUUUCAGGUAUCAAGUGCUGAUUCACUAUGAAAACUAUUAACCAAAGUCAGAAACAUGGAAUUGCAAACUAGAUUGUUAGUUUACUCUUUUAUGGGUAUAAAUCUGUGUUAUGAAUUUUUACAUUUGUAUUUUACAAAGAGAAAAACAACAGGAUUAAUUUCUCUCAUCCAUGGCCACACCCCUGCAGGUGUGUACAAACAGGUGUCAAAGCCAUUCCCUCGUGGUCACCUCCUUUUCUUUUGUUUUAUUUUUAGUCAACAGUUAUGCAAUCUCCAAGUGUUUGGGUGCCAAAAACAAUUGUUUUAAUUGUGAUUUGCAAGGUUUGUUAUUUGUCUUGUAAGGGUGUAAAUCUCAGUUUUCAUUUCUAUUUUUAAUUCUUUUUUCUGACUCUUUUUGCUGCCUUCAACUCAUUCUCCACCCAUUCCCUACACUCCCAUAACCUAGUACUGUUUGAAAGUUCUUAGAAAGAGAAGUGCAACCUGAACACUUUCAUACCAAUAUGCUGAAAUACAACAGAGGACAAAGGAUUAGGAUUGUGUCUGAUAAACAGACAGCCCAUUGACAACUGCAUAGCUUGGGAUCUCUCAGUCCUUUAUUUAAGAACCUUGAGAGGCUACCAAAAUUCAUUUGUAGUAUGAACAUAAACUGCACACAUGGUUCAGUACGGCAUCUAUCUUAGGGCUCCAUUUGAAGCAAUUUCUCUCCAAAAUCUGCUAGCCAAAGAAAUUUCUUGAGAUUCUGAUGGAAACAAAUAGGCCAAGAGGUGAUGAGGGUGUUCUGAUCAUUGUGUUACUAUGGCCUGCCUCAGUAGUAGUGCUUCAUUUCUUCUGCUUCUUUUUAUUAUUUUUUUAAACUUUAUUUUAUUUUAUUUUAUUUUAUAUUUCAUCCUGAGCUAGAUGUUUGCCCAUUGUAGGAUACAGGAAAACCUAUUGAAUAACUUUUGGGAAUAGUGAGGUCUGUGACCUGCAAUAUGUUUCAGAUGAGGAACUUUCCCUUCAAAGACAAUUUGUUUCUAUAACUUCUAUUUUGAUAGGACAGGCAUCUGCUAAAGCACUGUAAACACUGGACAUAGGAGCAUGACAAUGCUCAUGAUAGAAAAGUGUUGCAGGUUCUCGAUGGGCUACGUCCUGAUCCACCAAGGUCACCGUGAUUUUCAUCUUGUGAUGAAUGUUAGCCCAUUAUUAGAAUGGAAGCUAUGUCUUGAGCAGAGCUUACCAAACUUAGCCUUUGGUAUAUGGUCCUCACUGUAGAGGCAGUAGGGUAAAAUUCUGCUGGUGUACCUUUUCCUUGCGUUCCCUGACUUCAGGGUUGUUGUAGUGGACUUUUACCAGCCUGCCCACGAUGCUGAAGAAGGCUCCCAAAGUGCUGUAGUCUGCAAAUAGCACGCCUCAUACAGAAUUAUGUUUUGAAGAACACAAGGCUAUAUUCAAAACACAGUGAAAGAAAGACUUCCAUUGAUUUAACUGAGCUUUGAAUCUAUCCCUUGCUGAUUUAUUAAUGGGGUUUGCCAUGUAACAUGUAUUUUGUUUCAUUACUGGUGGAGUUUCAAAGCUUCUGAGACUAUCAUCUGUGACAGAAACUGCAUCUAAAUGUGAGCACUCUCAAAGGUCAGGGUUGGAGAGCACUGAAGUAUUCAGUACUCCAGACUGGGCUCACAUCCAGUGAAUGCAUCUUAGACUUUAAGCUUCAGCAGGGUAUGUUUAAGUAUAUUAAGUUUCCAUACUACUUUUAUGGGAGGAGAGUGAGAAUUGUUAUUGACUGUUUUCCAACUGUUGAUAUAUAAACAUCUUCAUGGGGAAAAAAGAUACUAAGAAAUAAUUUAAAUUAAAGAUGAAUAUAUCUAUGUUACCUAUGCCAAACAGAGCUAAAUAUACAGCCACAAUUAUGUAACGAUCAGCAGACCACCCAGAAAUGAGGAAGGAAAAACAGAUAGUAUUUGGUACUGGACACCCUAUCCAUAUCUCCAGUACAUUACUAAUUGUCUGGUCAUUGAUGCCAUAAACAUUUACUUGUUCAUCUACACUUGAGAGAGCAUAUGCCCACCCCUCCACUAGUCAUCAACACCCUGGGAACGAAACCAUCAACCACUUGUUGCCUAAAAACAGAAUUUCUGAUUCUCCCAGAGACUGUACUAAAUUUCAUGAUGAAAAAAUCUCCCAAGAAGAAAAGUUAACUAAAUGGCAUGUGAAAGAUACUAAAUGUUUAAAAAUAUGCUGGCAGUAGUUAUAUAAGGUCUUUUCUCUCUCUUCCAAAGUACAUAUCAGAGGGAUAUAACUAGAACAGCGAAAAUGUGAACUAAAUAUAAAUUGCCAGCUUGGAAGAAAAAAUAAUGUUCAUCCCACAGUCUUAAAAUCAUUCAUGUGCAGAGAUUUUUUUUACAGUUUUCUAAUUUUAUAUUAUGUUUUGUAAAUUAUUUAUAAAGUGUUGUAAUGCUUCUUAUAUUAAUUUUUUUAUAAACAAAUUUUUACUAUGAGGCAUAAAUGGUGCCUGAACAGAUUCUUAGGAAGAUAAAUUAUGUGUGAGUCAUACAUCUUUCGGGGGCCAUAAAUAUUUUGUUUUGUUUUGUUACUGGCAACAUUUCUGGUUUCCAUUUGUAAACAAUUUGCAUCUAUUGAGUACAUCUGAAGACCUUUUAAUUUUGCAUGUGACUAAAAGAUAGAUUGCUACCAGCAAAUGAAACAGAAGUCUCUUCAGUCAUAUGUGAAGGUUUAAUGGUUUUCCAAUUUAUUGAUUACUGAAUUUUUAUAUAUAUAUGUAUAUAUAUAUAUAUAUAUAUAUAUAUAUAUAAUCAUUAUUUGAAUAAUGAACCAAGGGUUCAAUUACCAAUCUGAUUUUGUCUUUUUAUGUUUUUUCACUAAAAAGCUGUUUUGGACAGUUAAAGAAAUCCAAUGCAUUCAAAUGGUUCCAGUUUCUUUAUGUUAUUAGCAAAAAAAAAAAAAAAAAGAAGAAAAAAAAAAAAAAAAAAAAAAAAAAAAAAAAAAAAAAGAAGAGAGAACAAGAACGCAAAAAGGAGCUAGGAAGGAACAAGUAGAGGCGUAUCAAAGAACUCAAGCUAUAACCAAAAAGAAAAAUGUAAAAUGCCUUUGCUCGUCUUCUCAAUGCUGGACCAAAGCUCAAUGUAUGUAGGUAUAUGCACAUUGUAUAGAUAUGGCUAAAUGUUGCUGACAAUCUUGCAAUACUAAACUGUUACUAUUAAAAAAAAAAAGAAAAAAAAAAAGAAAAAAAAAAAAAGAAAUACAAAAAUGAAACUGUUCAUCAGUGUUUUACCUCAGCACUCUACUUGUACCCAGUUAUUGACCAACAUUCAAACUAGAAGAGCGGAAAAUAAUUUCCAUCAAUGUUUGACUGUAAAAUCUGUUUGGAUAACAUUUUGUAAUGAGCUUUUUGUCAUGUGGUUUGCUUGUUUCCAACUUGAGAUUAUGUGGGCACAUUUGUUUAUUUAUUGUUAAAAAGUGAUAUUAUUAUUAUUAUUAUUACUAUUAUUAUUAUUAUUAUUAUUAUUAUUAUUUUUCGUCCUAUGUGCUAUAAUCUACAGAAUGGUCACCAGGGUCACUUAUGAAGCACUGCAAAGAGAUCUGUUUUUCCAUGCAUGGAGCAUGCAGCGGAAAGAUGGCAGUAUGAAAUGGACUGUGUUUUGUUGCUAAAAAUUACUAAUUAUUCCAAAAGGAGUUGAUGUGGUGGACUUGUGACCAAGAAACCAAACUGGAUAUUUAAAAGCUCCUUACUACUCUGACUUUGAAACCAAAGCUGAUUUAUCUGCACAGGUUGCUUAACAUGAAUAAAAUAAAAAAUAAACUGACAAAAACUGUACUUAAUCUAGAGCAAUAUCUGUAUGGUCAGUAAAGCUGCACUUUGUGUAUUUCUUAACAGCUUCAGAUCUGUCACUUUUAAUUUGUACCAUAAGAAUAAAAGAAUUGUUUGACAUGAAAAAUAAACUUUCAUGUGUUUGUCUAAA